Arabidopsis lyrata subsp. lyrata is the source of this 1646-nucleotide messenger RNA. RefSeq names its product thioredoxin-like 1-1, chloroplastic. Bases 363 to 1202 code for a protein of 279 amino acids. NCBI's taxonomy places the organism in Eukaryota, Viridiplantae, Streptophyta, Magnoliopsida, Brassicales, Brassicaceae. The transcript is spliced from 4 exons. Gene Ontology annotation, biological process: cell redox homeostasis. The record is from RefSeq and is a predicted model, not a curated record.
AUUUAUUACUAGUUUUCUUCUGACCGACUAAAGCUGAUGUCGCGAAUCCACCGUUAGAUCUUAAAAUGGCCAAAUCCAAAUUGAACGGUCAAGAUCACUUAACGAAAAGGAAAACAGUUUCUUGUCCAGAAAUGUCUUACCUUUAGGCCUUUUCUCUUUCCUUUUCACUUUUUUUUUUUUAUAAAUUUUCUCGUGGAAGCCAAAUCUUUCUGAGAAAUAAAAAACGAAACUUCGCUGGCGACUAAAGAUUGCUGAGAAGACACGUCGUCUCUGUGAGAACUUUUCUUUUUCUUCUGGUAAAUUCUGGAGAGAGAGAUAUUGUAUUUUUCUUCGUUCGGAGGUAGAUUGAAUAGAGAAGAAUUAUGGCGGAAGUGAUUAGCAAAACGAGUUUGUUCACCGGAGCUUGUGGGAAUCAUCAUCACCGUGUUGAUGAUUUCUCUUUGUCCCCGGUGAGUUUUGGUGGGUUUGGUCUGAAAAAGAGUUUCUCUUGUCUGAAGCUGAAGAAUCAAAAGCCUCUUAGAAGUGAAUUCCAUGGAAAACAGAUCGUUUUCGGUGAUGCUCAAGACGAGAGCUUCAGAAGGAGCUUCCGAUCAUCAGCCAUCACAGCUCAGACAACUUUGAGGAUUGGGACAGCUCAGAAGUGGUGGGAGAAAGGUCUGAAAGAAAACAUGAGAGAGAUCUCUUCAGCUCAAGAACUCGUUGAUUCUCUCACUAACGCUGGUGAUAAGCUUGUGGUUCUUGAUUUCUUCUCACCUGGAUGUGGCGGGUGCAAGGCUCUUCAUCCUAAGAUAUGUCAGUUGGCAGAGAUGAACCCUGAUGUGCAGUUUCUUCAGGUGAAUUACGAGGAGCAUAAGUCGAUGUGUUAUAGCCUCGGUGUCCAUGUUCUCCCUUUUUUCCGAUUCUACCGUGGCUCUCAGGGUCGUGUUUGCAGCUUUAGCUGUACCAAUGCCACGAUCAAGAAAUUCAGAGAUGCAUUGGCAAAGCAUGGUCCAGAUAGGUGCAGCCUUGGACCGACUAAAGGCCUUGAAGAGAAAGAGCUUGUGGCACUUGCAGCCAACAAAGAACUCAACUUUACUUACACACCAAAGCCUGUACCAGUUGAGAAAGAAGCAGCCACUCCUAAUUUAAACCCAAGUCUCCCUGUUCCUCUUCCUUCGAUGAGCGCCAAUGACGAAAAAACAUUGGUCUCCGCAGGGAGAUGAGAUCGAAUAAACAUUUCCCUGUACAGUUUGCGUGAUAGUAGUAGUAGUAGCAGCAGCUGGAUAUAUUGCAGUACCUAAAGAUGUCAGUUCUCGGAGCAGCCAGCCUGUUUAGUGGGGUUUAGUUUUUUUUUGGGUCCCCUGAGCAAAAUCGGUUCUUGGCAUCUGGGUUUACCUAGAGCAAAACCAGUUCCGAUGGUUACUUGAGUUUUGCUCAGUUCUUAUGGGAUUGAGAGUGGAAGGUCGUGCGCUCGGCGGCAUAAAACCUUUCUCCUCUCAAUCAGCUUCGGUAGAGUUUUGGUUUCUUUGUUUGUUUUUAUUUGCUUUAUGAAUUUAAUGUAAAUAAAAAUCCAAUGAGGAUUAUCAUACAAUGUCAUGAAGGCACUCUCUAUGAGUUGGUAUCUUAUAUAUGUAGUAUAUAUUAAGGUUUUUCAGAUUUGGUGCUUC